Echinops telfairi (small Madagascar hedgehog) is the source of this 1475-nucleotide messenger RNA. RefSeq names its product heterogeneous nuclear ribonucleoprotein D (gene HNRNPD). Gene Ontology annotation, biological process: translation; regulation of gene expression. Bases 1 to 1122 code for a protein of 373 amino acids. The record is from RefSeq and is a predicted model, not a curated record. Gene Ontology annotation, cellular component: large ribosomal subunit; nucleoplasm. The transcript has 11 exons. NCBI's taxonomy places the organism in Eukaryota, Metazoa, Chordata, Mammalia, Afrosoricida, Tenrecidae. Gene Ontology annotation, molecular function: RNA binding; structural constituent of ribosome.
AUGGUUAUACUCAACAAGGCAGCUAUAAUUCACAAUCACCAGCUUAGUGAAGGAAUGGGAUGUCAGCAAAUUGGCAACGUGGUCCAGGUUUACAAGAAGAAAUGCACCAUCUACACAGAGCAGCAGCGAGAUAAAGCCAAUGGCAUAACCGUCCAUUUAGACAUUCACCCCAGCAAGGUUAUCACAGGGCUAAAACUGGACAAAGACCACAAAAACAUCCUUGAACAGAAAGCCAUAUCUCGCCAAGGGGCGAAGAUCGACGCCAGUAAGAACGAGGAGGAUGAAGGCCAUUCAAACUCCUCCCCACGACACACUGAAGCAGCGGCGGCACAGCGGGAAGAAUGGAAAAUGUUUAUAGGAGGCCUUAGCUGGGACACUACAAAGAAAGAUCUGAAGGACUACUUCUCCAAAUUUGGUGAAGUUGUAGACUGCACUCUGAAGUUAGAUCCUAUCACAGGGCGAUCAAGGGGUUUUGGCUUUGUGCUAUUUAAAGAGUCGGAGAGUGUAGAUAAGGUCAUGGAUCAGAAAGAACAUAAAUUGAAUGGGAAAGUGAUUGACCCUAAAAGGGCCAAAGCCAUGAAAACAAAAGAACCUGUUAAAAAAAUUUUUGUUGGUGGCCUUUCUCCAGAUACACCUGAAGAGAAAAUAAGGGAGUACUUUGGUGGUUUUGGUGAGGUGGAAUCCAUAGAACUCCCCAUGGACAACAAAACCAACAAGAGGCGUGGAUUCUGCUUUAUUACCUUUAAGGAAGAGGAACCAGUGAAGAAGAUAAUGGAAAAGAAAUAUCACAAUGUUGGUCUUAGUAAAUGUGAAAUUAAAGUAGCCAUGUCGAAGGAACAGUAUCAGCAGCAGCAGCAGUGGGGAUCGAGAGGAGGAUUUUCAGGAAGAGCUCGUGGAAGAGGUGGUGGCCCCAGUCAAAACUGGAACCAGGGAUAUAGUAACUAUUGGAAUCAAGGCUAUGGCAACUAUGGAUAUAACAGCCAAGGUUACGGUGGUUAUGGAGGAUAUGACUACACUGGUUACAACAACUACUAUGGAUAUGGUGAUUAUAGCAACCAGCAGAGUGGUUAUGGGAAAGUAUCCAGGCGAGGUGGUCAUCAAAAUAGCUACAAACCAUACUAAAUUAUUCCAUUUGCAACUUAUCCCCAACAGGUGGUGAAGCAGUAUUUUCCAAUUUGAAGAUUCAUUUGAGGGUGGCUCCUGCCACCUGAUAGCAGUUCAAUUAAUUUUUUUGUAUCAAGUCCCCGAAUGGAAGUAUGACGUUGGGUCCCUCUGAAGUUUAAUUCUGAGUUCUCAUUAAAAGAAAUUUGCUUUUAUUGUUUUAUUUCUUAAUUGCUAUGCUUCAGAAUCAAUUUGUGUUUUAUGCCCUUUACCCCCAGUAUUGUAGAGCAAGUCUUGUGUUAAAAGCCCAGUGUGACAGUGUCAUGAUGUAGUAGUGUCUUACUGGUUUUUUAAUAAAUCCUUUUGUAUAAAAA